Messenger RNA from Salvelinus fontinalis (brook trout), 4218 nucleotides. RefSeq names its product matrin-3-like. Gene Ontology annotation, cellular component: nucleus. The transcript is spliced from 20 exons. The coding region runs from base 207 to 3143 and encodes 978 amino acids. The record is from RefSeq and is a predicted model, not a curated record. NCBI's taxonomy places the organism in Eukaryota, Metazoa, Chordata, Actinopteri, Salmoniformes, Salmonidae. Gene Ontology annotation, molecular function: zinc ion binding; RNA binding.
UCUCCGUUGACAUACAUCCUAAACUGACCAAUGAAAACGUUUGCUUACCGUCCUGCACACUUUGUGGUGCAGGAAAAAACGAAUAGCCAGACUGUAACGUUAUAGGACUUAAACUGUCCUGUAGCCACUAGCUAGAACAUUUUACGAAAUAGCUGAAAGGGGACUUCUUUAAAGAAUACACUUCUUUGUGCCCUGGAAAUUUGAGGAUGGAGGGCAGUGAGGGUCAAAGUUCUGUACGCAAAGGAUCUGGGGAUGGAGCGUUGAGCGCUAUGAAUUUAUAUGCCACUCUGGGGCUCUCUCCAGAAGACGUGGAUGCUCUGGCCAAGAUUCCAGAGAACGAGAUCAGUGUGGAGACACUGCCUUAUCUGAUAAUGCAACUGAAGGCCAAUCGAGCCAAGCAAGAGGAGCAGGGAGAGACCCCCCCAAAGAGAGACGGACAGGAAGAGGAUACAGAUGUUAAAGACCGCGGCAGACGGGACAGUCCCCCUGCAUUCCGUCGCCAGUCAAGCAGCCAUAGUGACACUGACUAUAAGAAAGUGGAGGUCCGACCAGAGCAGGCCGAGGCAAGAAAAGAUUCCCACCACACUAGGCCCUCAACGGAAAAAACAUCAGACAGCCAACCUUCUUCUUAUCAAUUGGAAGAUUUUCAAGGAGUUGUGCCCAAUAUUUACCCACACACAUGCUCGCUAUGCUUCUGUAUGUUGAAUUCUACUAAGCAAUGGAAGGAUCAUCUCAAUGGAUUACGCCAUGCAGAGGGCUGUCGAGAACUCUUGCGUCUAUAUCCAGAUUGGGAAAAACAAGAUGUCCAAGGGAAGAAAAUACCAAUUUCCAUCCCAAGUAGAGAUGCUAAUUCACCGCCCAGAAGAGCGCCACGUCCUGCUAUGCCUUACAAGAGACAACAUAGCUCAGACCGCGUAGGAGGUGAAGUCUGGUCUGCACCAGAAAGACACCAUUUGAAGCCCAAGGCUGGCACAAAGGUGGUGGUCGCUAAAUAUCCCCGUGGGUCUGUUGCUGUUGAAGACUUGGUGACUUUGGCUAAGCCAUUCGGCACAGUUGUAAAACAUCUGGUGUUCCCCUGCAAGGGCUUUGUGGAGUUGGGUUCGCACAAAGAGGCAGUCAAUAUGGUGGAUCACUACAGUGAAAGCAAAGCUAUUGUGAAGGGAAAUGGUUUGACUCUGUACCUGUCACCUGUAGUGUGCAGUAUUUAUACGCCAAGGUCGGAUGAACCACCAGGAAAACGCCCCAACAAACAAGUUAGCAAUACAGUAGUUUGUUUUUCCCGCGUAUCUCCUGGGAAAGAAAGAGAAUCUGAGAUUCUCGAUCUUGCCAAGAUGUUUGGGGAUGUGAGACAUUCGUCAUUUUUAAGUGAUCAGGCCCUGAUUGAGAUGGUAGAUUGGAAGGAUGCUGACAUUAUGGUGAAGUACUACCACUCCAACCCCCUCAAGAUCAAUGGAAAGAGUGUCAAAGUCAGCUUGUCAUCGUCACUGAAGCGUCUGAGAGAAAGUCCUGACUCCACCACAUCCAGAAGAGCAGAUUCCAGUAAAAGCCAAAGCAGCAGACAGAAGAGCGAGGAGACCAGCAAGAACUCAAACUCCACAAACAAAGAGGGACCCAGUACAGGCAAACAACCUGCUGAGAAAGUGGUAGAACAAGGAAAAGGUCAACAAAGCUCCUCAGAGGAGGUUAAGGAAGAGGUAAAGCAGGACAUCAAGGACGAGGAGAUCAAGGAAAAGAUCGAGGAGGUGGUCAAGAAUGAGAGAAAGGGGGAGGACAUUAAUUUGGAAAACAAAGAUCCAGACAAAGAGAGCGUCCAGGUUGAAGAUGACCAAAGCUUGUUAGAUAAGUUUGGAGCUGGUGUUGAUACUAACGACUCUGCUCCUUCCAAAAGUGCCUCUCUGGUGGCUGACUCUAAAGAUAAGGGGGAACCUGAAAGCACAGAAUUGUUGGCAGACAAUACCUUGGAGGAUUCUGACCUAAAGGCUGCCGAUGAUCCAGCUCUGUGUGAUGCUGACGUCUCAAUGGAGGACAUGAUGGAACAGGAGAGCUUUCACGAACAUGGUGACGAUAUGGAUGACAUGGAUUUCCCUGAUAACAUGGAUGAUUUUGUUACAUUGGAUGAACUCGACAACGAUAUUGGAGAGGAUGCGUCAAUGGAGUCAAAGGAUUCUUCAUGGGAUGGAAAAGUUGUCCAUAUUAGCCCAAUCAGAAAGGGCUAUAGAGACGUAGAGGUGGCCAUCUUGAAACUGGCAGAGCGAGCAAACGUGAAAGUUGUAAACCGUACCAUAUCCUUCUUCAGACAGGAGGGAUGGUUAGAGCUUGAUACUACCGAUGAAGCGCAUAAGAUGGUGAAAUUCUACAAAGGCAAAGCACAGUUGUUGGGGAAACCUGUCGAUAUUAGAAUGUGCUAUUCACAGAAAAAGUUGGAGAGUCCCAGUGGGAGAUCCAUCUACAUUUGUUUGCUUCCACGGCAGAAGUACUCGGACGUCUCUCUGUUACGGCUUGCCCAACCUUUUGGGAAAAUCACUGGCUAUCAUUUGAACUGGGUUCAUAGAAAGUGUUAUAUCCAGUUUGAGAGUGUGGAAGCCGCUCAGAAAAUGGUGAAGAAGUGCUUCCAACGUCCUCCCAGAUUUUACGGCACCCUGAUAAGGGUCAGUUUGUGCAAAAAGGGAGACUCACUGAUAUCCUGGAAGCCUCCAGUCAAGUAUGAGCUGUGGUUGGCCAGUCAGAACAACAGAAGAACAAGAGAUCGCCAUGGAGAUGAGACUAAUGGCCAGUCAGUCAAAAGCCACUCUCCAGUGGUGAAAGAGAAGGAUGUCCAGCGACCUGUGUCUGAUAGUGAGGGGGUCUGUGUGGACCCUGAGGGUGAGGAGACCAGUGGUGUGGAAGCUGUCCCAGAGGGAGAGAAGAAGCAGCAGCAGCAGGAGCCUCUGGGUCCUUAUCAACCUGACAACCCUGUUGGGUUAGACUAUCUGGUGCCAAGGACCGGAUUCUUCUGCAAGCUGUGCAACAUCUUCUACACUAAUGAGAAAACAGCCAACUCAGUCCACUGUAGCAGUGAGGAACAUUACCUAAACCUGAAGGUAAUUUUCAACUGUAACAAGUCACUUCUUACUCUGUGGUGUAUUGGUAAGGAAAUGUAUUGACCUUGGAGCCCACAAUACAUUCUCAACAUUCUUCAGGUUUCCCUGUCAAAUGUUAAUUCUUAACAAUAAAUAUCUUGAAUAAUCAUCACCUUCAUAGGGAAACCUUGUUGAUUUAAGCGAGUUUUACCUAUACUUGUGGAAUCUUGACCAAAUGGAAAGAUAUGAGACUUUUUAGGGGAUCUGUUUUAGCUGGUGUUCUUGGUAUUGAGUUAAUACCCCCAUUUGAAUAUCCCACUGAUUUUCUUUUCAGAGAAAGAUGGAUGAAGAUAAACAGCCCGUAGCUGAUUGAGAGGGUUGCUGUCCACCUGUAGUCUUCCCAGAGGAAGAUUGGCCAUUUUUAGUAUAAACGUUUCUGUCCAGUUUUAACAUUCCAGUAUUUUCUGUUACUGUUGACAGCAUUGUUAUCCAUUUGAAAUUAAUUAAUGCAGCCUAUUACAAAAUGUAGUCCCAUUAUGUGGUUAAUAAUAGUACCUGGAUAUAGUUUCCUCUUAUUGAAUAAACAAAAAUGUUUGCUUGAUGUAUUCUUUGACUUCUGGAAUUAAAUUUGUAACUUCUGUUAUGGCUAACAUUUACUCUGAACCUUAUUUGACAGGUCUAUUGUUAAUGUUUUUCAAUGGUUAACUGUCAUCAAUGACCAGGACAUGUGCACAGGAUUGGCUGGAACUACAGAAUUUGCCAUAACCCAGACAAAGAACCAUCUGGUGCUUGACUGUGACAGAGCUGGCUAAGAUUCACCUACCCUGUCGCAAGGAGCAGCAAUUCGCUUGAAAGGACAAAUGGGGGAGAUUGUUCAGUCCAAACCAUCAUUAAGGAUUUAAUCCAUACAGGCCUAGAUGAUUUUGAAACCAAUUGGGGGAAAAUUCUGUAAAUAUAUUCCAUAACAUGAUACAUUUCACACAGUACUCGUACAUUAAGUAAUAUAAAUUAAACCAGAAAAAACAUUCAAUACUGAACAUUAGCAUGCAACAAAGUUAUGUGAAAGAAAAUUGCUGUAUAGCGUUCACAUUCCACACUGUAGUAAAAAAUAAGACUAGUCGUGCUGUAAAUUACCUGAAUAAAGAAUACUGUAAUGUAA